This is a messenger RNA of Spizellomyces punctatus DAOM BR117, 4063 nucleotides long. RefSeq names its product STE/STE20/YSK protein kinase. The transcript has 12 exons. Gene Ontology annotation, biological process: protein phosphorylation. The record is from RefSeq and is a predicted model, not a curated record. Lineage: Eukaryota; Fungi; Chytridiomycota; Chytridiomycetes; Spizellomycetales; Spizellomycetaceae. The coding region runs from base 119 to 4063 and encodes 1314 amino acids. Gene Ontology annotation, molecular function: protein kinase activity; ATP binding.
AUCGACUGGAGCCUUUUGGACGGGAUCUCAGCGACACCUCAUAACAUGAGCCUGGAGAGUCAACACUGCCAGCGGGAGACUUCCUGCAAAUACUCACCUCUUCAUCAAAGUUGCAACAAUGCUCCAUCCGGCGGCGCACCGCUCAAAUACCAUUGGGCGCCUUCUUCUCACCAUUCUCUCACUAUCAAGCGUCGCUUUGGUCGUCAUCAUCUGGCAAAUAGCUGACGUGCGGGAUUUAGGAAGAAGUGCGACAGAACGACUGCGAAGUACCGGUUUCCGGUGGAUUUGGAGCAAUGCUGUUGAGCAGAUAGGGGAUGCGAGAAUCCCGCUCUGUUUGGUGGCUACGUGGGGUGGAGGUGAUUUACCAGAGUAUAGUCAGCUAUUUUUGGAUUCGGUGGUACGAAAUCAACCCUAUGCGCAUUUAUCACUAUUCUACCAUAAUGCGUCUGCCGCUCCCAUGCGGCCGCUCCUCCACUCCCACCAAAACAUUGAAUUCAUUGAUAUUUCUACCAUCAAUAAGAAAUACGGGGAGCAAGGAUGGCCGGGUUUUGCUGCCGAUGCAUUAUGUCGCAUUUAUGAGGCAGAACCUGUCCCACCUGGGGACGAUGCGUUUUUCAAUAGCAGCAGUUGGACGCGGGAGUCGGCGCGCCCUUUGAAUUGUCAGCAGCUACUGCAGGGUUUUGAACCGCAUGGUCCUGGAGUCAUGAUGCAGCUAAGAGGAGCAUACGGGCAGAUGUUUCAAGAAUGGAUUGCACCAACCCGGUGCAAAGCAUGGGCUUACACAGACCUGGACACAGUGCUGGGUGAUCUCUCGCAUUUUCUCGCCUCCCAAACCACCUCUCUACCAUGGCAGACCGAUGUGUUCACGUUUUCUGCAGGAGAUUUAUGGAGGCAUUACGUCCAUGGACAAUUUACUGCGCAUGUUCAAAACCUGGACGCACCUUCUCGAGCGUUUGCUGUCAAUCGACUAUGGCGUCGAUGCCCUCUCUUCCGCACGAUGGAAGACAUGGAUCGCGAGUUUCGACGACAAGGAUAUCGGGCCCUGGAUGAAGGAUGCUAUGCUCAUGCUGUGUUGACUAUGCCAGGGAUACGGUCGUUGGUUCUGCCCUGGCAGUUUGCCAGCUGGGGCCAUAUGUAUAUGGGUUCGUCAAAUUCGAUGUUGGUGCUCGGGAAAGCAACGAUUGUGUGCACAUUCCAGAAUCAGGAGGAGUGUUGGAAGGGACCUCAAGGGUUUUAUUCCUUGGUCAGAGCACUGUGGGAGCGGGGCGUGGAAGAUGGACACAGGUUCGAUGAUACCCUGGCAAAGGACCAAGACAGCGCGGGUUUCCCCGAAACAGCCGACUUUACAAUGUCAUCGAUGCGAUCACACCAGAAACUUGCAAUCAAUGCAACUAUAGGACAAUGCGGAUUGUGGACCCCACCAGAAGAAACCCUUUGCUUGGGUCACUCGUGGGAGUCUCUCAAUAUCAGCAAUGAUAAACCAUCAAACUCAAUUCUUGCCGUUCAUAGCACGGGACCGAACGACGUUGAGCUAAGGUUAUACGAUCCGCCAAGCGUAAGCCCGAGCGUUCAGGCCGCUAUGGGUGGGAUGGGGAAGAAUGGGGGCAAUAUCAAGGCGCUAUUAAGGCCCGACUCGACGGGGGGACUCAUUGAGGUUGCACAGCUUCAUUUUCAGAGCUGGAAGGAAGAUUUGGCACGGCAGUGCCGGUCAUGGCAAGAUGUGUUUGGGAGUGACCUGGCUGUUCCAGAAGGUGCAAACACGAUGCUGGGAAUAGUCAUCACCAACACAAACCAGGAGAUCGGCGUCCUUCAAGACGACCUUCCAGCAUCUCAUACUUCCAGCAUACUAUCCGACAUGUUCCCUCGUAACUCUUCUUCAGCGGGGCCGGAUUCUGGGGCAAGCUUGUUUGUCAAAUUGGAGAGGAUAGGCAAGGGCUCCUUUGGCGAAGUUUUUAAAGGGUUAAAUCGGCAAACCGGCGAGCUUGUCGCAAUCAAAGUCCUCGACCUCGAUACAGAAGACGAUGAAAUAAUCGAUGUACAGAAAGAAAUUACCAUGCUCUCUCACUGUGAUUCAGAAUACAUUACACGGUACCAUGGAUCGUAUUUGAAUGAAACGAAACUGUGGGUCAUUAUGGACUAUGCGGCGGGAGGGUCGAUAAGAGCAAUUUUGAGAUCCGGUCCAAUCGAUGAGAAGUAUAUUGCCGUCAUCGCUCGGGAAGUCCUGUAUGCACUGGUAUACCUGCACCAAUCUGCAGCAAUUAUCCAUCGGGAUAUUAAGGCCGCCAACAUUCUCCUCACGGACGAGGGCAAGGUCAAGUUGUGUGACUUUGGAGUGGCCGGUCAAAUUACCAUGUCAUGUCUACGACGCAAUUCAUUUGUCGGAACGCCUUACUGGAUGGCGCCGGAGAUCAUCAAACGGGCGCAAUAUGAUUUCAAGGCAGAUAUAUGGUCUUUGGGUAUAACAAUUAUCGAAUUGGCAACUGGGAAUCCACCAUUCGCCGAUCAGGAUCCGCGAAAGGCAAUUUUCUUGAUCCCAAGAACAAGACCGGCCAAGUUGGAGGGUAAAUUCUCUGCUGCGUUAAAAGAGUUUAUUGCACUCUGUUUGAAGGAAGAGCCUGAAGAGAGACCUUCUGCCGAAGAUCUCCUUCGCACAAAGUUCAUACGAGGUGCUCACAGGGGCACAGCGGUUCUGCAGGACCUGAUUGCGCGACAGGAGCAUUGGCGACGUGAGCAUCCUGGGGAUCAGGAGGAAGGAAACGCAUUGGAUCGGGACCGGGAUGGAGAGGCAAAUCUCGCAGACGAUGAUGAUGAAUGGAUCUUUGAAACCUACAAAUCCAGCCAAGUCUCUCUCAGAGUUGAGAACGGCAUGAAUACCAUUCGGCCAGCGUCGCUUUCCAGAUCUCAAAACGAAACUGAAAGCUUGGGAAGUGGGGUCGUCUCGUAUCACUCUUCAGAAAUCCAGUCCACAGAAGUCGUUCCAUCGACGUCCCAUGCCCCUACGUCUGGGCAAGUGCAAACGUCACCAUCACUUCCGUCAAUAUCAACAUCAGUCGAUCACCCCAAACUAGACGAAUCAACGCUUUCCCCAGUAUUCCCUAUUUCACCCACAUCCGUCCCCCCACCAUCCGUCACACAAACCACCACAGAUCAGCCACCAGCAAAGGGUGUUGCGGGAGGUCCUCGCGCGCCCUGGAAUGCGCAACCGGCUCUGAGAAGCUUUUCAUUACCCAGCGAGAUUUCCGGAAUGGUCACCAAAACCCGCGGAGAAGCGACUUCAGUCGUAUCCGCCAACACACAACACGCACUUGACGAACACCAGCCACCGCCCCUUCCGGCUUCUUCCACAGUAUCGGGCCACUCAGGAUCCAGCACACCGCCGUCCCUCGCGAAUUCUUCAGCAUCUUCCACACCCUCACGCGCCAGCGUAGGCCGCCAUACACCGUCUUCUUCAGUGGACGAAAAGCUCCUCCGAAGACAUAACACCAGCAGCGGCGCCAUCAGUAGAAGCAACAGCACCACAACACCGCCACCAUCAGCACCCUUGCCAUCCGGCAAUCUCACACGCCGACACGAACGAUCGGUCUCGUAUUCGGGUGUUCCGACCGCCAAACGUCCCGGGGCCAUUGCACAAUCCUAUAUCUCACCCGUAGGGGCAGCUUCACUCUCUGCUUCAUCUCCAUCACUGGGAAUGCUUUCCCCCCGAUCUCCUGCUAGAAAGUUUACCACAUCGGCGAUGGGGGCUGGCGGGUUCAGACGACAUAAGGGCAUUGUGGGAGUUGGAGCUGCAAGCCCGUGGUUUCGACAACGAAGUGCGAGUAUGGGUGCUAUGAUGGGUAAAGGGUUCCCGUUCCGCGACCCGUACGCCUACUUGGCUCGCCGAUCCUCCCGCGAUACCACGUCCUCCACGACCAGCCUCACGACGCCUUCAUCCCUCUUUUCACUCCGCCCUCUCGACCUACCACCUCUCAAAGACACUGAAUCCCUUACAAAUGAGUUUAUCAGUAGAAUUGGCGAUACAAUGCGGCUAUUAGAGGGUGUGGAAAAGGUGUUAAGCCUAUGGUAA